Gopherus evgoodei (Goodes thornscrub tortoise) is the source of this 8016-nucleotide messenger RNA. It is a transcript of the gene TMX3, whose product is annotated as thioredoxin related transmembrane protein 3. Gene Ontology annotation, biological process: peptidyl-cysteine oxidation. Bases 68 to 1435 code for a protein of 455 amino acids. The record is from RefSeq and is a predicted model, not a curated record. Gene Ontology annotation, molecular function: protein disulfide isomerase activity. Lineage: Eukaryota; Metazoa; Chordata; Testudines; Testudinidae. Gene Ontology annotation, cellular component: endoplasmic reticulum. The transcript is spliced from 16 exons.
UCGCGGUGAGGUUUGGUUUCCCCCGCUGGCCGGAAGUUGUGCUGCUUUCCCGAGUCCUCCUGUCAACAUGGCUGCGGCGAGCGGGCGGUGCUGGCUCCUCUGGGCAGCAGCUGCUGCACUUGUCUUGACUUUAGAUGCUGCUCCUGUGGAAGAGUUAGAUGACUCGUUUAAAGAAAAUCGUAAAGAUGACAUUUGGCUUGUAGUUUUCUAUGCACCUUGGUGUGGCCAUUGCAAGAAAUUGGAGCCUGUGUGGAAUGAAGUUGCUAUAGAGAUAAGAAACAGUGGGUCUCCAGUAAAAGUUGGGAAGAUGGAUGCAACUUCCUAUUCUAGCAUUGCCUCUGAAUUCGGAGUUCGAGGUUAUCCAACAAUUAAGCUCUUAAAAGGUGAUUUGGCAUACAACUAUAGAGGACCUAGAACCAAAGAUGAUAUAAUUGAAUUUGCUAACAGAGUAGCAGGGCCUCUUAUCCGGACACUUCCUAGCCAGAAAAUGUUUGAACAUGUGCACAAGAGGCAUCAUAUAUUUUUUUUGUAUGUUGGUGGGGAAUCUCCUUUAAAGGAGAAAUACAUAGAAGUUGCUUCAGAACUAAUUGUCUAUACAUACUUUUUUUCUGCCUCAGAAGAGGUGCUACCUGAGUAUGUGACACUUCCUGAAUUGCCUGCUGUUGUGGUCUUCAAGGAUGGAACUUACUUUAUAUAUGAUGAAUAUGAAGAUGGUGAUCUAUCAUCUUGGAUAAACCGAGAGAGAUUCCAAGGGUACCUUAAUGUAGAUGGGUUUACACUCUAUGAACUUGGAGAUACAGGAAAACUUGUGGCUAUUGCGAUUAUUGAUGACAAAAACUCUUCAGCUGAACAUACUAGGCUAAAGUCUAUUAUUCAAGAAGUCGCUAAAGAUUACAGAGACCAUUUUCACAGGAACUUGCAGUUUGGCCAUAUGGAUGGUAACGACUAUAUCAACAGCUUACUAAUGGAUGACUUGACAAUCCCCACUGUUGUCGUAUUGAACACUUCCAACCAACAGUAUUUUCUACCAGAUAGACGCAUUGAGAGUACCGAAGACCUGAUUCAGUUCAUUAAUAGUAUCUUAGAUGGCACAGUCGAAGCACAAGGUGGUGAUGGGUUUCUGCAACGAAUCAAGAGAAUAAUUUAUGAUGCCAAGUCUACUGUAAUGUCUGUAUUCAAGAGUUCUCCACUUCUGGGCUGCUUUCUCUUUGGCCUGCCACUGGGUGUCAUCAGCAUCAUGUGUUAUGGAAUCUGCACAGUUGACACCUUUGGAGGCGUAGAGGAAAACGAGAUAUCUAAAAAGGAAACUGGAGAUAGGGAACUUACAGAUGAAGGCAGUGAGGAAGAACAAGAGCAGGAAAACAAAGAAAAAUCUGCAGAACUUUCAGAUGGAGAACAUGGACAGAAACAUAUAUUUGAUAAGAAAAAAGACUAGGUUGCCUAGUUUAAAGGAUUCUGUAGAAUUUCAAAAUAGCCUUAUUUAUUGAAGUCAGUCAUUUAAUGAUGAUCUUCACAGAAGAGGACAUUUUGUCUGUAUUUUGCUAGUUUUGACUUGCAUGUAUUCAAAUCUUCUUAUCAAAUGUGGUCAUGGGAAAGGUGUGGACCUGAAUGCUUUCUUAAUUAUUUUUUAUUAAUAUUUUAUUAUUCUGUGUUGUGUCUGAAGAUUAAUGCUCCUAAACUGUUUGUUCACAGGCAACAAUCAGGUAAAAUAUGCUAUAAGCCCUUGCUACAUGUGAUAAUCUAGUAACAUUGUGGCCGGCAUAUAUCAGGAUCAUCUUUUUAUAUGAACAGAAAUGGAAAAAUUGCAAGAAAGUUUAGAAUGAAACUCGUAAAUCUUACAUACCCUUUGAAAUUAUGAUGGCUAAAGAUGGCUUGGGCUUUCCAUAAAGACACUUUUAUUUUAGCUACUGUACAUUAUUUUGAAAGAAAUAUCUUUUUUUUAAAGUUAAUUUCUUAUUAAUUACAGAAAUGCUUUGUUAUGUGACAGUACUAAAAUCAAUUACUGGCAGUUUCCCACAGAACUUGUGUUAAAUGCAAGACCUGAGAGAGAGUUAUUUUAUUAAAAUAGUUCCUUACUAAUAUUUUAAACAAGAAAAAAUUGAUUGGAGACCGCUUAUAAAGAAGAUUUUUGUCAUGGGAAAGUCACUCCUUGAUUGGGCUUUACAAGUAAAACUUACUAUUUUUUUCCUAGUAUAAAUUAUCUACAGUUUCCGAAAAAUCUGGAUGAAGCUUGAUGGUGAAAGAAUAAAUACAAGGAUCCUCAGACAGCUAAUCCUCUCAUACAAAUAUGUAGUGACAGGCUUUAACCAAAUACCUUUUCAGAACUCUUUUUGAAUGGUUUAUGAUUCACAAUAAUCCUAGGCUAUGUCUACACUAGCUGAGUGUUUUCGCCAAGAGCUUAAAGAAAACUGCUGUUGUGUUCACCUCAUCUUCCACUGGCGGGAUAGCAUGCUCACACUUGAGGCACUUGCAUCACUAAUGAGAGCAGUGCAAUGUUGGUAGCUAGCCCACAGUGCAACUCUCCCCCUUCUGCUGCUAGGUCUUGUGGGAAGGCGGAGGGGAUCGUGGCGCAAUAUGGGUCAGAGUUCAAUGCCCUGUGAUGCACUGCUUUCUGUCCCAGCAUCUCAUGUGCUUCUUGGUCACAGCAUUUUUCAACGUCCCUUGUUUUCUGCUUUCCCCGCCACACCUAUCUGCAGGAAUGGAUUCUGCACGGCUCUCCACUGCUCUGCUAGCUCUCACUAGCACAUCGCGAGUGGCAGUGAAGUUACUCUUGAAGUUACAAUGGCAGCAGCAGUUGCCUGACAUGGUGUCCGACAUGCAGAGCAGCAACAUUAGAUUGCUUUUGACAUUCGCAGAGGAAUUGAACACAGUGGAACGUUGUUCUUGAGCUCAGGAAACUAGCACAGAGUGGUGGGAUUGCAUUGUUAUGCAAGUCUGAGAUGACAAACAGUGGCUGCAGAACUUUUGGAUUCCCUGGAACUGUGUGUUGAGCUCACCCCAGCCCUGCCGCACAAGGACUCCCAAGUGAGAGCUGCCCUCUCGGGGGAGAAGCGCAUGGCAAUCGCAGUGUGGAAACUGGUGACUCAGGAACCAGUUUGGAGUGGGGAAGUCCACUGUUGUGCCUGUGUUAAUGCAAGUGUGCAAGGCCAUUAAUCACAUCCUGCUGUGAAAGACUGUGACCCUGGGCAGUGUGCAUGAAAUUGUGGAUGGUAUUGCAGAAAUGGGUUUCCCUAACUGUUGAGGGAAGAUUGAUGGCAUGCAUAUUCCAAUUCUGGCACUAGACCACUUUGUCAUAAUUUGGAAGGGAUAUUUCUCCAUGGUUUUUCAGGCGCUUGUGGAUCACCAUCGGCAUUUCACUGACAUUAACGCAGAGUGGUCCGAGAAGGUACCUGACAUGUAUAUUUUAGAACACUGGCCUGUACAAAAAGCUGCAAGCAGGGACUUUCUUUCCAGACCACAAUAUCGCCAUAGGGGAAGUCAGAAUGCCCUUAAUGGUCCUGGGAGACCCAGCGUACCCCUUAAUGCCAUGGCUCAUGAAGCCGUACACCUAGAUAGCAGUGAGGAGCAGUUCAACAACAGGCUGCGUAGGGGCAGAAUGACCGUUGAAUGUGUAUUUGGCCGAUUAAAGACACACUGACGAUGCCUAUAUGGCAGGUUAGACCUGAAUGAGGAAACUAUUUCCAUGGUUAUAGCUGCUUGUUGUUCGCUGCAUAAUAUUUGUGAAGGGAAGGGCAAACGGUUUAGUCGGGUGGACUGCCAAGGCAGAAUGCCUGGCUGCUGAUUUUGAGCAGUCAGAUACCAGAGCUGUUAUAGGGGCGCAACAAGAAUCAGUGAUGCCUUGAGGCAACACUUCGAAGGUGAAAACCAGUAAUUUUGUUGCAAUGCUUGGGACUGCACUGAUUAAUUACAUUUGGUAUGCUAGCAAGCAGUUACGUUUAAGACCUAGGAGUCAAUGUAAGAAUCAUAGAAUAUCAGGGUUGGAAGGGACCUCAGUAUGUUAUCUAGUCCAACCGCUGGCUCAAAACAGGACCAAUUCCCUGUAAUUAGUAAGGAACUAAUAAAAGAGCCUGUUGACUUGCAGGUGCCAUGAGGUAUCAUACCUUGCAUGGAAACAAAUAAAGAAUGCUUAUAAUUCAAAAAAUUUUGCAUUUAUUGCCAAAUAAACCACAACAGCACAUGGACAUACAUACACAGGCACCCUGUUGGUGGGGGAGAAGGUACGUGGGGGAGGCUGAUUUUCAUAGCUGAGUAUAGAUCCAGCUUUCAUUUGAAAAGCUGUCUGUGAGGGCGAAGUGUUGAGGAAAGCGCAAAGGAAUGUAUAGGGAGAGUUUGGGGAGUGCAUGAGAGUUCUGAAUGUGAUGAAGAGGAAGGUGGGUACGCAUCUGUUCAGUCUGCAGUGUUAUAAGAGUCUGGAGCAUGUUCAUUUGACGCUCCAGAACUCCAGCCUCUCUGUGGCAUCCCUAUUGUAAGAAUCUCUCUUGUCUUCCCUGCUUUUCACUUUCCCUCCACUUCUUGCAUUCAGUGUUUUCUGCCUCUGACUGCUGCAGCACCACCUCGAACAUAUCUUCCUUGGUCCGUCUUGGCCAUUUUCUUGUCUUGCGCAGAUGCUCUGCUGCUGUUGGGGGGUUGGUUCCCAAGGUCAAGUCUGGAUAGGCAUAGUUAACAGUAAAUAGAAACACUAUUAUCAGCUACACACAAAGAAUUGAAACAGUAACAUUAAUACGCUGCAGAUAACAUACCUAUCACUUUCUCAGUGAUCCUAGGAAGUACACAUGAGGCAGAAGACCCCUUCGAUGGUGAGUGAACCCAGGGACAGGGACCUUCUUUAUUGCAGAAAAGCACCACACUGCCUAACUGUGCGGGGAAAUGCCCAUCACACAGAAACAAAGCCAGCCUUCUACAUUUUUCUGCCCUCAACCCGCUUCAGAACUUCACAAAGCAAAACCACUUACCAGGGGUCUCCUCUCCCACUUCUGGCUCACCAGAAAGCGAUUGCAGAGACGAGUGGAGGACAACUUCUGACUGGAUGUAUCGUUGGGCUCUACAUCUUCAGCCUCCACCACUUCAUUAAUGAUAUCUUUCUCUGGGUUAGGUCCACAUACCACUGGCUCCAGACCCGCCGAAGUAGCCACAGUGCUCUUUGUGGUGGAGGUGGGCUUGCCACCUAGGAUAGUGUCCAACACCUUAUAAAAACAACAGGCCUGGAGCAAAGCACCAGAUCGGACAUUUGCCUUCCUCAUCUUGUGGUACGCGUUCCUCUGCUCCUUCACCUUUGCUCUGCCCUGCAGUGUGUCCUGGUCAUAUCCCUUUUCAUGCAAGCUGUGUGCAUUCUGGCCGUAGGUAUCUAUAUUGCUACAGCUGGAGCCCAGCUGGGACUGGACAGCCUCCUCCCCCCAAACACUUAUCAGAUCCAGUAGCUCUGCAGUGGCCCAAGCAGUAGAUCAUUUUCUGCAUGGGGCCAGCAUGGUUAGCUGGGAAAAUGCAAUGUGAGCUCUACAUACCGAGCAAACAGGAAGGGGAAUUUCAAAAUUCCCUGGGCUUUAAAGGGGGAGGGGCGGAAUGUUUACCUGGUGUCAGGGCAGCAGAGUUAAAACUGCUGACCAGAGUGGUCAGGAUGAGCAUUGUGGGACACCGUCCCGAGACCCAUAAGUGCUAAAAUCAAGCCCGGUGUCUACACUGGCACAAGGGGGCUAAAGUCUUCGUGCAAAAAGCCCUAAAACUCUCGGGGUGGUUUUAUUACAGGGGUGCAACAGAGGAGUUUCGGGGCAAAAAAUGGCUUUACAGUAUGUACGCCUCUGCUGUGUGUUGCCAAAACCUGCCUUUUGAUGAAAAAACUUGCCAGUGUAGACCAGGCCUUAAGUGCAGAUUGUGACUUAUUUUUAAAGAGAAAAAUGUUUUAUUUAAACACACAUUUUUGAACAAGAAUUGGUGUUGAUACUUACAUUGAGAGAGCUUUUGACUACAAGUUGUACACUGUGGAAGGAAAGUUAAUAGAGCCAUCGUUAGCACUGAUAGAGGGAUAUUUGUCAGUGGAAUACAUUUUCGUGAGCUAUUUAAUCAUGAAGAUCAUUUUUAAUAUAACCCCAUGACACCGAAUGGGACUAAAUUUUCUCCAGAGUUGAGAUCUCAAGGGAUAAACCACAGAACCACCUUUGGUUUUUUUUGGUUGGCAUUGAUGCCAUGGAGAUUACUGUAGCAACCAAACUUAUGCUCCUCUUUCUCAGUACUGAAGCUAUAUAAGAUUCAGUUGGAUAGUGAGCCAUAAGCUUUUCUAGCUUUGAUGUUUUUAAAGGACAUAUUAUAAUAGAAUACAUAUAGUAAUGUUUUCUGUAUAAGGCAGCUUACUCACUUAAUAUAUGCUAUAACACUGAAUUAAGAGAAAUAUUUCUAGAUAUAAAUAUGGAUAAUCUUAAAUAGAAGAUUUUGUGUUGGAACUAAUCUGGGGGUAAAUUGAACUUGAGAUAGCAACUGCUACGUUCUUUUCCCUGUUGUAAAAGAAAGUUGGUUCUUUUAAAAUAGUUAGUAACAUCUGGCUUUGUACAGAAGCUGCAGUGCAGAACACAACAAACUAAAUGCCUGACUUGAGAGACUUUGCAGUGGAAGAUGAGUACAUCAUGGAGAUUAUUCAUUUAUUUUCAGAAAGCUCACUGGUUUUCUUUGAGCUGUUGUAAUUGACAAAUUUAGAAUCCUGCAAAUUCAUUUCUUUAGGAAAGAGAUUUUCCUACUGUCCCUGCUUGAAAUGAAUAUCUUCCUGUAGAAGAGAGAAACAUGAGUACUUUUACUUAUCAAAUAUAAAAAUUGCAGGUAUGUAGUAUGGCUUUUUUGGCCUCCCCCUGCCCCAUGUGAAUUUCCUCUUUUCAUUUAUAAUAAAUAGAAAUACAUAUUUUAAAUUUGAGUAGUUUGGUUGUAAAUAGAAAAUUGAAUUAUCUUUUUAAACACCUUUUUUUAAGAUGUGGACAACUUUGCAGACCUUUUAGUCUUAGUUGUCUUAUAUUUGAAGAGUGAGAUGCUUGUAGUUAUUUUAUAUUUUGUUUCAAAACUUCUUUAAGUGCAGUUAUGUUAUGUUACAGAACACUUCACUUAAUGUUAGGCCACUUGAGCUUCCAGUAACUUUCAAUGCUGGCACAACUCAGUGCUAAAUAAUCAGAAUGUGAGUCUGAGCAGUGAGGAAUAUCUUACUGCUUUAUCCAUUAUUUGUGAUUUUUUUAUCAGUUAAGAUCUUAGUCUUUUCAGUUAGUUAUUUGAACCUGAAUAUAUAAUUUUGUACAAGGUCAAAAGUUAAGGUGGCUUUUUGAGGACUUCACUGGUCAUUGUGUUGUGUUUAGAAAAAUCUAGAAUUUUUAAAAAUCCACUCCCCCCUGAAUGCUGUUGCAUAGAAUUCAGUUUUAACCACCACCCCAUAUGACUUAAUUUUCCAUAGUCUUGGCUUUUCAAUAGUUUCUGUUGCUACAACAGUAGCCAAACACUUUGUUGAGAAAUGGUCUAGUGAGAGAUGGACCUGGGGAUAAUACCUACAUGCACCGUGAGAGACAGGACUCACUAGUGCCUGGUGUGGAAGUACCAUUAAGCUGCCAAAUUUCUGGUGGUUUGAUCAAUUAGAGUUAAUAGGAGAGUGUCUGUCAGUCACUUUAUGACUUGUCAGGAUAACCAGAUGUGUACUAACCUACAAAAAUGCAAGCUUUAAACGCACUGCUAUUUUCAUCAGGCUGUGCUCCCAGCUGUGUCUGCUUAGGAUGUGGAAAACCACACACAAUCUUAUAUUUAAAAUUCCCUUUUAGCUUGAAAUAUGCGUAAAGAUAGGCUUCUGGUGUAAAAUGAAAGGAUUUUUGUUUGGUCAUGUAAAGAACUUAGUACACUGAGAGGGGGAGAGGCUUUUCUAUUUUAUCUUGGAUGGAUACAAUCUCUAAAGGUUUCUGAGGAUAGCUUAAUAUACUAACUUCUUGAAUUAAUGAAAUAAUGCUGCUUUUGAGGUCAAGUGUAAGCCUUUGUUUUUCUACAAUAAAGAAAUUGAAAAGA